GACGCAAAUCGAAACUGAAACUGCGUGUCGUUAACAUGACGUCAUGGUUCAACGAAAAGGGGGUACGUCGUUCUACUACCUGCGUACUGCAGCGUCGUUUACGAAGCAAGCCACGGCGUGGCUAGAAUCGCGCUGGUUGCGUCGGGUUCUCGGUGCACCGAGUAGCUGACGAUCGGUGAGCACUUGGCCAGUAGCCUGGCGCGGCGUUGGCUUUUAUGGCUGCCCUCCGACUAUUCUCCGAGUUCCACAUCGGCUGUAGGUCGAUACCGGGACGAUGCAGUUUCCUCGGCUGCCAUGUGCUGCGCACCGCAUCGUCGCCAGCGUUGACGACCGGCCGGCGGCUCAAGUCCAGCGCAUCCCCGGCAGCACUCGAUCGGCCAGUGAGCACCGAGUUGCCGCCGCAGCGAGACCCGCUGGACCUGAGCUUUAACGACGCCCGGGCAGCCUACAAAAGCAAGUCGACUGGCGAGCUACUCAGAGCGUACGUCGUGCUCAAGCUCAGCUCCAGCAACUGGAUCGUCAACAACCACCAAGAGCUCCUCCGGCUAGGCCAACGUGUGCUAGGCCGCCGGAUGUUUCGGGCACUAAUGCGGAACACCUUCUACGGCCACUUUGUGGGUGGCGAGUCGGCAUCAUCCAUCCAGCCCCUCCUGCAGCGCCUCCAGUCCUUUGGCGUCAAGGCCAUCCUCGACUACAGUGCCGAGGAGGACCUCUCCGAGCAGGAGGCCAGAGAGGCUGAGAUGGCGGCAUGCAGCUCACAAGCACCGGUGAAGGAAGACAGACAGCCAUCAGGAGGCCACCUUCGUCAGUUCCAGCCUAGCGAGCAAUUUGCUGACCGGCGACACCCACACGUCAUGGCGCGCACUUACUUCUACUUGAAUGAGGCGCAAUGUGAGAAGAACAUGGACAUCUUCCUCGAGUGCAUCGACGCUGUGGCAGGUGCCACUGAAGGUACAGGUCUGGCAGCCAUUAAGCUCACAGCCCUGGGCAGACCACAGCUACUGAUGCAGCUGAGCGAGGUGGUGGUGCACACGCGGCAGUUCUUCCAGGAGGUGACCGGUGCCGACAAGGCCAUGGCUCUGUCCUGCGUCACUCCAUCAACCAUUGGCCAGAAGUUGAAUGUGUCACCUGCGGACCAGGAAUCCUUCAAACGAUGGCUCGAGCGCAUGGACUAUGACCGCAAAGGGCUGAUGAACAUCUUCUCAUGGAGUGGCCUUGUGGACACCAACUAUUUCAUCUCGGACUUGUUCAAGGUGCCCAAUCUUAAGACGGGGCGCAUGGAACCGAUUGUUUCAGCGCUGACUGAGGAAGAAGAGGAGAUGUUCCGCAACAUGAUGCGCCGGGUGCACACCAUUGCCAAAGCAGCCCGGGCACGCGACGUGCGGGUGAUGAUAGACGCAGAGCAGAGUUACUUCCAGCCAGCCAUUAGCCGCAUCACCAUGGAGCUGAUGCGCAAGUACAACCGGGAGAAGGCCAUAGUGUUCAACACAUACCAGUGCUACUUGCGCGCCACAUAUGACCACGUGGUGCGCGACCUGGAACUUGCCCGGCGCCAAGGCUUCUUCUUUGGCGCCAAGCUGGUGCGCGGUGCCUACCUGGAGCAGGAGCGACUGCGGGCGCGCACCCUUGGCUAUGAGGACCCCGUCAAUGCCACGUACGAGGACACCAAUGCCACAUACUACCGCACCCUCACCGAGUGCCUGAGACAGGUGGUGGAAAGCAAGGAGCGGCGCUCCAUUGCUAUCAUGGUGGCCUCACACAAUGAGGACACCAUUCGUUUCGCCGUCAACAAGAUGCAGGAGCUGGGUAUCCGGCCUGAUGACAGAGUCGUCUGCUUUGGCCAGCUGUUGGGAAUGUGCGACCAGGUCAGCUUUCCUCUGGGCCAGGCUGGCUACUCGGUGUACAAGUAUGUCCCAUAUGGCCCCAUCGAUGAGGUGAUGCCAUACCUGUCCCGGCGGGCCAUUGAGAACAACAGUCUGCUGCAGAAGCUCUCCAAAGAGUUGGGUCUACUGAGGCACGAGAUCAUGCGCCGCCUGCUCACUGGCCAGAUCUGGUACACACCUCACGGCCACUACAAGCCUGUCUGACCUCCAGACCUUUGCUGAGACUGUGUCAUCCGCAUCGCCACUGCACCAGCCACAGAUGUCUCCCUCCAGGUGUGACACAUCUGCUUGGCUGACGUGACCACCAAGAAUGCUUCCCUCGGAUGUGGAAAAUUAGCUCGGUGAUGACAAGCAUUUGACACGCCCCACUAUAUUGCAGCUUGAAGCUGAACAGCUGCGUCAGAUCAACUUGACAGCAUUCUACAGGAGCAGAUAUGUGGAAAGAACACGCAGCCUUACUUUGUAUAGUUGGGUAUCAUCAUCUUAAGCAUUUAAAUUCUGGCCUCACCAUGGCCAGAGGUACCCAUUGAUGUGCCUAUAGCACCACAGCAGUUAUAUGCAGUUAUGAUGGUGGUGACAUUCACGGAGGACGCAUACACCACUGCUGAUGUGCGGCAUACGCAUGCCACCAGAGCUCAUGCCCCCACAAGAUGGUCUGCAGACGUUAUUUUCUUUAUCUGCGUUUGUUAACUGUGGCAGGGAAUUUUAAACACAGCUCAUGAGCAAUGUAUGGUGCACUUAGCUGCACUAGCGAUUUAAGACCAUGUUUUCAGUUUUAAGCAAGCUCAUGUAUUUUGACGGUCUGAUUUUGUUACUAUGUGUAUUGAUCUGAACGUGCAGCAGCUAUUCUAUUUUCUGGAAUGACUACAUGCUGAUCUGACUGGCCAAUGGUGCUUUGUUUGUGACUCCAUCUGCAGUCAACUUUAAAAUUUUUUUUAUAGCUGUUACUUUGUGCUUUUGUGUUUGCAUUUGCAUUUGUCUGUUAUGGCCAUAUAGGAAAUGUUUCACUGUUGGGACAAGAGAAACUUGAAUGAGGUGACCACACUGAUUUCUUUUGUAGGUGCCCUAGAAUGGAGGCAGGUCAUUUUCAUGUAUUGAUAAGGUGAAAAGCCUUGUAGCCACUAUUGCUGCCACCGUAAAUAUCCUGUUAAAAUAGGGAAGGGUGCAGAAAAUGCCCUUAAGUGACGACAUUGGCUACCUAUGCUGUCUAUGACUAUUCUGGUGCUGCCAUUCACAACAGCCACCAGCUUUGAUGCUUUAAACACCCAUGGCACGUCAUAUGCUAGCCUGAGGCUAUCUUUGCCUUAGCAUUCAUUGAGUGGCUACCAUGGCUGGCCAUUAAACUGUUCCUACAUACGACUCAUGGUAUCAGCUCACAGUGCCACUGUUUGAAGCAACUUUAUGUGUGCUUGCUUGUCACUGUGCCUGUAGUUUUUUAGGCACAAUCUUGUUUGCUCUGUGAAACUCGUUCAUGUGGCCCCGAAGCUAUCAUUGUGGCACGCAUUACACUCUGCCACAUUCAGAGCAUUUCUGGACAAUCUAGAACUGUCAACCUAGAAUUCUAAGGUGAGCCAGUCACAUGACAGUGACCUAACUUCAUCUCUUUUGCCGAUAAACCAUUGUAGUACAUGAAAUGGAAGUCGGUGAGGCCAUUUCCAGCUGGUGAAGCAUUGCUUGACAGCAUUUUGCAGCCAACAUUUAGGGGAAACAGAGAAAUCGCAGAUCUGUAUUCUUGUUUGAUCACUUUCAUGGCUACUUGCACUUUUUUGCAUAAUGUCUCACUAUAGCAACGGGCGUACUGUUUGCUUGGUCAUCCACUAAAAGUGAUGUCCACGAAAGUGGUCAGUCGAGAGCACCACAAAAGCAUUGCUCCGGGAAUAUUACCAGCAUGUGCCUAUGAUUUUCUUGCCCUGAACAAAAGUUGCAGUCGUAGUGGCAACAGUGUGGCAGCGAUCGUUACCCUAUUGACACCAGAGCACUGCUGGUUCAAUUUGCAAAUGCCAGGCAGGUGCCAAUCAUGUUCUGCAAGCGUGCUUAACAUCUGCUGUUGAGCUCAGGUCUGGAGAGAGCGUGCUUUGCUUCCAUUGAUCCUUUCAGAGGGCACGAAUGAUGGCCAGAAUAAUCACCAGCUCCAUCUAUUGUUUUGGGUGAAGGCAGUACAUGGCACCUGAAGUGAUUAACAUGAUGGAGAAGCCUGGCUUCAUCCAGUGGCUGCUGCUCAGUGGCAGGUGUUGUCUUGCCAGCAUUUUGCUCAAUCUUAUUUUAGCAUUUUUUGUACAGCGUUGGUUAGGAAUCUCUUUGGUAGUGCCACUUUUCGAUGUGGGAAUCUUGACUGCAUUUUGUUGACUCUCCUUUGGAAGAAGAAACUUUGUAAACAAAAAAAGCAGACAUGCUGUUCUGAAGUGUUCAUUACGGUCUUGUACCAGCUGAAACUGUGAUGCUAAUAAAAGAAUAGCCGUGCUCACCA
Dermacentor andersoni is the source of this 4350-nucleotide messenger RNA. RefSeq names its product proline dehydrogenase slgA (gene slgA). NCBI's taxonomy places the organism in Eukaryota, Metazoa, Arthropoda, Arachnida, Ixodida, Ixodidae. Gene Ontology annotation, cellular component: mitochondrion. The record is from RefSeq and is a predicted model, not a curated record. Gene Ontology annotation, molecular function: proline dehydrogenase activity; FAD binding.